AUGUCACCAACCGUUUCUAAGAUUUUAUUUAUUUAUGGAAUUCAAUUAUUGUGUUUAGUAGUUUUACAAUGUGCUGCAGAAGAGGCUUGUGAAACUAUUCCAACUGAAAUACACGUUACUAAAGAGGAAUAUGACGAUAUGGGAAGAUUAGUGCGAUCGUGCAGUGGAGAGGUCAGUGUCAAUAAGUGUGAGGGUAUGUGCAGUAGUCAAGUUCGACCAUCAAUUUCUGCUCAAACAGGAUUUUCUAAGGAUUGCUUCUGCUGUCGCGAAAAUUACUUGCGGGAACGUUUGGUUACUCUGACCCAUUGUUACGACCCCGAUGGUGUCAGGCUUGAGGAUGAAGACAGUAUCAUGGAAGUGCGACUGCGUGAACCUGACGAUUGCAAGUGCUACAAGUGUGGAGAUUAUAGCCGUUAA
Messenger RNA from Spodoptera littoralis (African cotton leafworm), 417 nucleotides. NCBI's taxonomy places the organism in Eukaryota, Metazoa, Arthropoda, Insecta, Lepidoptera, Noctuidae. The record is from the annotation of a GenBank genome assembly.